GCUUGUUAGUAGAGCGGUUAAAUUUGAAAAAAUUAAACAUUUGCAAAGGGUGGCGGAAAUGAUUUUGGAUAAAUAUAAAUGAAGAUUAAGACGGCGAUAUAAUUAAAGAAUAAGAUUGUUUGGAUGAAGAUGGAGCCUUUUGUAGCAAUCCCAAGUGAUCAGUCUGAACCGACUAAAACCAAUAAUAUGCGAAGGAUUUCAUCGAUUUUAAAAGCACCUCGCACCCCACUUAAAAGUAUUGGGGGAGAAGAUGGAUGUCAGGACUGCACAAACAAACCAUUUGAAAAGAAAAGACGAAGUUCUCGAAGAGUCAGUUUUGCCCAAACCAAUAAUAUAAAGGAUUUUAAAAAUGAUUCACCUGUGACAAAACUUUUGGGAGACCUGGAUGGAACGGAAAUGGAAGAUUUGGAUAAGGAGAACAGGUUGAAUGCUGAUCAAGAUGGAAAACCACAGUUACUUGGCAUGGAAACUUUGCUCAAUGCUCCCCUACAAGUUCCACAGCAGCAGAAUAAGGAAAGGUCCUUUUUUGAGCAUGGAACUAUGGACACAGUUGCUGAUAAAACGGUAGUAUUUUCUGAAGAAGACAAUGCAAAUAUGGAUAUGACCUACAGCCACACUAUUGUUAUUAGUAAGGAUGAUGAUGACAUCAACGAUGUUGCUAACUGUGGAAAUCUAGAUGUCGGAGAGUUCAUUUCUAGACUGGACAAAAACAAGGACGUUGGUAAUGCUGACUCAAGACGGGAAUACAGCUACUUCAGCAGAUGUGAAGAUUCAACAAUCUUUGGUAAUAAUUCUGUGAAGACAUCUGAUUUCAAAAAUGGCCUUGCAAAAUCAGUUGGACAGAGUGGUAACAGACGCUUUUUCAGUGAUCCAAGUUCUUUAACCCCAUUGGUUCAACAGAAUUCUGUGCCACCUGGGCCUGAGAAAAUAUGUUCCAAAGAUUUUCUUUCCAGACUCAAAUCACAUGGAUCUGGUUUUGAUAAAGAAAAGCAAGCAUCUGUAUUAACAGAAAGGUUUGAUCUCCAGUUCAUCAAUAAGACAAUGUUAGUAGACAAAGAGGACAAUAUGGACAUGACUAAAAGCCACACAAUUUCAAUAGAUACCAGAACAAUAAAUGAGAAUAAAUGUGUCAUACAGCCUGCAGAACCAGAUGAUAUGGACAUGACAAAAAGCCAGACUGUUGACAUUGCUUACAAGGAAGUUAUGGCUUCUGAUCCAUUCAGAGUAAUCCCUCCAAAAACUAGAAAACUUGUAGCUGGUUUAGCAGGUUGUAGCAAUGAAACUGUUGUUUUUUCAGAGGAGCUUAAUGAAAUGGACAUGACUAAGAGCCAUACAGUGGCUAUUGACACUAAGAGCAUUUUAAAUACUGGUGAGAAACCAUUGGAUUUGUGUCAUAAUGCUCUAGGUUCUUGUGGAUUGUCCUCAAGACCUGAUUAUAAGGACAUGACAAAAAGUCAGAUGAAUUCACUUGAUUACAAAACUAAUGCAGCACUUACCAAUCCAGCUAAAGACAUUAACAAAAGAUGUAGAAGUGUACUUGGUUUUUCUGUUCCAGCUGAUAAAACAGUUCUUUUUUCUGUAGACGAAGAUGAUAUGGACAUGACUAAAAGCCAUACAGUUGCUAUUGACAACAGAAGUCUUUUUAGGCAGAAACGUGAACAAAAUAAUAAAUUAGUUGACAUGGAGAUGACAAGAAGCCAAAUGGCUGCAGUUGACUGCAGGACUAUUGAAGUAACCGAUCCACUCAUGGCUGUGCAAACUAAACCAAGAAGUAAUGCAACAUCUUUUUCAGCUCCCUAUGAUAGAACAGUGGUGUUUCCAGAACACUUGGCAGAAAUGGAGAUGACACAGAGCCACACAGUAUCUAUAGACAGCACAAAUAUCUUAAUGGCUAGAGAGAAAUCUGAAAUGUGUUUUUCUGAAAGCCGUUUACCAUGUUCCCCUUCUUUUACCUCUGUGCCAAAAGACAUGGAACUUGCAAAGGGCCAGACUGUAAAAAGUGACUUUAAAACCACUCUGGCAGAAAAUUCCACUUCAGCAAUAAGGAGAUCUAAACAAAGUAUCUUUAGUUUGUCUGUUCCUGCUGAUGGAACAGUUGUCUGUUCAGGAGAGUAUGAUAUGGAUAUGACUAAAAGCCACACUGUGGCUAUUGACUGCAAGAGCAUUAUUAGAGAAAUUGAUAACCCAAUGCAGUCAUCAAAUAGCAAUGUUCCAUCAACUUUGCAUUCAGUAAUUAGUAAUGCUGAUGAAAUGGAAUUAACAAAGAGCCAAACGGUAUUUGGAAUGUUUGAAAAAUCUAAAAAAAAUCCGAUUGGUUUGUCUAUUUCUUCUGAUAAAACAAUUUUUUUUUCGGUGGACCAGGAUGAGAUGAACAUGACAAAAAGCCAUACUGUAUCUAUUGACAACAGGGGCCUUUAUGAACAAAACGUGGAGCAAAAUGACAUGAAAAUAAUGAAAACCCAACCUGCUGCAGUUGACAGUAACAAUAUUGAAGAUGAUCGUUUCAUGGGAAUUCAUACUAAACCGAGACCUAAUAUGACUGUUUUUUCUGCUCUCCCUGAUAAAACAGUGUUUUUUUCAGAGGGCAUAGCUGAAAUGGAUAUGACUAAAAGUCACACAGUAGCUAUUGACAGAUCAUACAUCUUACCAGCAGCAAGUGAAGCAAUAGCCAGAAACAAAACAGGAAUGUUAUUGUCUGAAAGUAUUCUACCAAGUUCCCAUUUGUCCACCUCUGAAGCAGAAGAUAUGGAACUUACAAAGAGCCAGACUGCUAAGAUUGACUUCAAAACCACUGCAGCAGACAGUUUUGUCCCGAAAUGUAAUAUCAGAUCUGGAAGAAGUGUCUUGGGUUUCCCUGUUCCUGCUGAUAUAACAGUUAUGUUUUCAGGAGGGUGCGAUGAUAUGGACAUGACUAAAAGCCAUACUAUGGCUAUUGAAACCAGCAGCCAUUUUGAACAGAAUGAGGAGUCAGAUGAUAUGGAAAUGACAAGAAGUCAAACUGUUGCAAUUGACUGGAAGAAUAUUGAAGCAGCUGAUCCAUUUAUGGGGAUCCCAGCUAAACCAAAAUGUAAUGCGACGUCUUUAUUGGCGCCUUCUGAUAGAACAGUACUUUUUUCAGAGGACUUAGCUGAAAUGGAGAUAACUAAGAGCCACACAGUGGCUAUCAAUAGCUCAAACCUCUUACCAGAAAGUGAAAAAAGAGCGAGAGAGAAAUCUGGAAUGUUCUUGUCUGAAAGCAUCCUACCGCAUUCCCACUUUUCCACCUCUGAACCCGAUGACAUGGAACUUACAAAGAGCCAGACUGUUAAGAUUGAUUUUAAAACCACUGCAGCAGACAGUUUUGCCCCAAAAUCUAACAUCAGAUCUAGAAGUGUCUUGGGUUUGUCUGUUCCUGCUGAUAGAACAGUCGUGUUUUCAGGAGAGAAUGAUGAUAUGGAAAUGACACGAAGUCAAACUGUUGCAAUUGACUAUAAGAAUAUUGAAGCAGCUGAUCCAUUUAUGGGGAUCCAAGCUAAACCAAAACGUAAUACAACUUCUUUAUUGGCUCCUUCUGAUAGAACACUAGUUUUUUCAGAGGACUUUGCUGAAAUGGAGAUAACUAAGAGCCACACAGUGGAUAUUGACAGCUCAAACAUUUUACCAACAAAUGACAAAAUAGGCAGAGAUGAAUCUGGAAUGUUCUUGUCUGUUUCUGCUGAUAGAACAGUUGUUUUUUCAGGAGACUGUGACAAUAUGGACAUGACCAAAAGCCACACAGUGGUCAUAGAUAAGAGAAAAGUAAAAGAGGUGGGUGAAGAUUGCAUGCAGUCUGUUCCAAAUAGUGUCCAGCUUAAUUCUGAGAUGUCGGCUGCCAUAAAAAUUACAAGAAGCCAAACUAGUGCUGUUGACUGCAGGCCUGUUGAAGCUGAUUCAUUCAUUGGAAUUCGACAAAGACCUAGAAAAAGUGUGACCUUUUCUUCACUUCCUACUGAUAAAACUGUUGUGUUUUCAGAGGAUCGGAAUGAAAUGGACAUGACUAAAAGCAACACAGUGGUUAUUGAAAGUACUUUUUUUCAAAAUAAUGCAAAUAUGCAAUAUUUACUCAAAAGUGAUACAGAAAAGACAAAGAACCAAACUAUUGCUAAUGAUGUGAAAAGCAGCAUUGAAAUUAACCAUCCGAAUGCACAGGGAAAUAAGAGAUUUAAACAAAGUGUGCCUCGUUUGUCCGCCCCUGUGGACAAAACUACUCUGUUGACAGAUGAUCAAGAUGAAAUGGACACAACAAAAAGUCACACACUUGCUGUCGGAAGCAGUAAUCUUUUAACACAAAGAGAGAAAACAACCGGUGAAUUGAAUAACUCCAUUCUGCGAGUAGACUGUUCAGUUUUGGAUCAACAAAAUAUGGAUAUAACAAGGAGCCAGACAGUUUUUAUUGAUUGCAGCACUAAUCCAGCAGCAGGUAACAGUACGAAAUCUAAGCAAUAUGUGGCUGCUUUAUCGAUAUCUGAAAAAAAUAUUGAGUUUUCAAAACAAUGUGAUGAUAUGGAUAUGGCUAGAAGUCACACAGUGGCCAUUGAGAGCAGGCGGCCUUUUGAGCAAGUACCCCGUUUACAAUUUCAAGAUGAUAAACAAAUAAUUGGAAACCAGACUGUUACCAUUGGCCACCAAAACAGUGAGAUAGUUAACCCAUUAAUCAAAAGUAAAAGUGCUUCAGAUGAGUCAGUUCCUAUUAAAACAAUUACUUUCUCAAAAGGUGAAAAUAUGGAAAAAACUAAAGGCCAAGAAGUGGCUAUUAAAGGAAGGAGUCCUGUGCAAGGCAGUGAAAGAGAUGUAGAAUCCCAGGAAAUGUCAGUACAGUGUAUGUCUAGAACUAUCAAACCAGAUAUUUUUUCAUCCUCUGAUAAACCUGCUUUAGGUAUGAGUGUAUUGGUAGAUGGUCUUGCAACAGAGAAAACACUCUCUGAUUCACGUUUUUGUUUUGAACCUCAAAAUGUAAAUAAAUUAGAUGAAGAAAGAGGAUCUGAAGACAAGAGUAACUGUUUUGGAUUAAAUAAUCAAGAAGUUAAAAGAGAGAGUGUUCCUUUCAUAGUUUCUGACCUUAACUUAGAAUCAAGAGAGCAAAUGAAAAAGGCUGAUUUAACUGAAUUAACUUGUGAAAUUAAUAGAACAGUGGAAGAAAGUGGUGAACUAUCUCUACAGAAUUCAGGGGCUAUUAAUGAAGCUGUCAAAAUGGCCAACAGAAGAAGGAGAAGUCUUGUGGAUCUCCAGUCAAAACUUAAAAACAUUAAAAAUAUGAUCAACAAAUCAGAAACUGGGAUGACUUGCCACACAGCACCUUUACCUAAAUUGAUUAAGCUCUCAGAAACCGAAACUGAAGACAAAUGUGAUAAAGAUUCCUUUCCCAGAAAUGAAUGUAACAAUCCUAAUGCAGCUGAUUAUGGAGAGGUACAUUUUGCAGUAUCUGAAGAGCCAAAAAAUCUUCAAUGCAACGACAACAGUAGUCAUGUGGAUCUAACCAGGAAUAUGACCACACCUGUUAACUUCUGUUAUGACAAGCCUCAGAAAACAUCAAUGUCUUUUGGUGGAUUUCUACCAAAGCUCCCACAAAAAAAGAAAAUUCUUAAUAGUAAGACACUGAAUUGUGCACAGAGCAGUCAUUUUGGGAAAGUACUGAUUAAUGCUGUAACGUCGGACACUGCAAUUCAACAAGGAAACAAUGACCCUGUCCAAAAUAUUGAUGAAGAAAUUCUUCCUUACUACACUGAUGAGGAGGACUCGGCUGAAAAUAUGAACUGCGAGUUCCCUGCAGAAAACUGCGAUAAGGAAAACCCUGUUGAAACUGUUGAGACUGAUGUUGGUGUAAAUGACUCAGGCUUUGAUAAACCAGUACUCAACCAAACACCAAGGCAGAAAAGACCUCUCCAGGAAGAUGGACAUGAAGACAUCAUGGUGCAUGACAGAAAGAUCAAGAGAAGCCCCGAUGUUCCUUCUGCAAAUCAAGAAAAGGAAGCCAGAGUGUGUCGUGUCCAGUGGAGCAGUAGUGCUUUGGGCAUUACAGCAGAAAUCCUGCCAAGUGGGACAAUGACCAAGACCUUUGACACCACUUCUGGUAGCAGCAACAGCAUGAACCUAAAAGCUGAAGCAACAUUUGACUCAAGUGCUCAGAGAUGCAGUAGAUUCGAAUCCCAAUUUUUGGAGGAGAUAGAGGAUUUACAAGAGAAACUUCAAGAUGGUAGCAUUACAGCCAAAGAAUUUCUCCAGCUCCUUGAUGUCUAUAUGCAUAUCCAGAGACCUAGGCAGAGCACACUUCCUCACAAUGUAGCAUCAGAUUCAGCUCCUAAGACAGAGGUCUUGCUCAAAGAAAAGUAUAUUUAUAGACCUCAACAACAGGUUUACGAAGAGGACUGUCAAGCAUUGACAGAGACUGUGGACAAAUUAAAGACCAGAAUCUGUGACCAAGAAAAAACUUUGAAGAGCAUGAAUGAAUCUCUGUGGUUAACAGUGAAAUCUUAUUCAAAAGAACAGUUGAGAAGUCUUGCAUUCAAGCUGAAUGAGAAAAAAGUACAAUUCAGGAAGAACGUUAAAGCUUAUUUCCAUGAAAUAAAAAUUGACUCGUAUUCCAAGUUGGUGCAGUGUGCACAGACUGCACAACAGGAUUUAAAGGAAAAGAUCAAUUUGACUGAAGGGUUGCUGCAAAACUUAAAUGAAUGUUUCCAUAAUCUAGAAGCAGAGCUUGCAGGCUUGGAUUGUUCUGAAAUGGAAGAAGAAAAUGUGAACCCGGAAUUGGAGCUUACCUUGAAGACUAGGCAAGAAGAGCUUGAAAACCUCAAUGCAGAGGGUGCGGAUUGUGAAAGGAAAUUGUUCAAAUUGGUGACGGAAAAUAAACAGCUUGAAACUGAAGUUUGCAAACUGCAGGUGAAAACACAAGAGUUGGAACUCUACAUUCAAGACCUCAACAGAUUAUCAGAAUGGACACUUACUCAGUGGCUAGAUGGCCGGGCAGUCUUCACCUUUUUGAAUGGAUCUCUUGAACUCGAACUGGUAUUUGAAGCACCACGUGAUGAAACUCAUUCAAGUGAAAAGGCUGUGCUAAAUAUUCUGGCUAUAAACUUUUACACACUAUUGGAUGAUGAAAGAGCACAUCCUUCCUCUCUUGUAAUCCACAGUCUGAUAAACCAGUUCAUAAACAGUAAGGAAAGUUGGUGCAAGAAAUACUCAACGCAGUAUGAUAUUCCUAAGCUCCUUCAUGACUUCUCUAUUGUGGUUAGUCAUCUACGUCUUCUUGGACAAGAGCUCCGAUACCUGAAAAAAUGGGGGCCGCUCAAAUUUGAUAUAUUGGAAAUGACACUUUUAGACACACAUGUCAAGAUUUUGUUCUCCAGUGUUAAAGGAUUUGCAAAGUUUGAAAUUACAUUAGCUCUUACUCCAGCUUACCCAUUUUCCCGUCUAGUGCUGUUGGACUUCAAAAAUUACAUUGGAAAUUUAAGGUGGGAACAGAUCGAAGAGGUACUAUGUGCAGUUCAACCUGAAAACGACUACCUUACCAGGAUUGUGGAAAAGAUUCACCUAAACCUACUGACAAAGCCUUCUGUCCAUUUUUAAGCACUGCUAUAUCCAAUGCCAUUUUUUAAUGUUGAUGAGAGUUAAAUAUUUUAAAUCCAAAACAUUGUUUAAAAGCUUUUUAACAUAUGCACUCACUUUAUUUUGAAGAUUAAAUUCUUCAUAACCCUGUGUUAGCCACCAAGCCUAAUAUGUUAUUUCUGAGCACCUUUAGCUCAGGAUGGAGGAGCUGUGCACUAAAGACUCCAGCCUCCCUCAUAUGUUUCUGAUGCUGAUAUAUUGACUUGUCAUUUUCUCUUUUGUAUUCAGUGCUACUGCCUAGCUAAUGUUCCGAUUUGGUAGUCAGUAAAAACUUAAUUAGGGCUCUAAUCAGAAGUUACAAUAAUACGCAGCCUUUCAUUUCACAAUGUCCUGGUUUUAACAAGCCAUGCUGUGUAGUACUAACAUACUAUUGUGGGUUUAUCUGAGUGACAUUUGCAGUGAAACUUUGCUGUAACUUCACUGUCCCUUUUUAGUACACAUCCUGAAUUUAAGUUUCUCAUUAGUGCUAAUCAGUUUGUAAAGUCAGCCUUGUAUAUAUAAAACAAAUCAGAUAGCUCCAGAUAUUUACUAUUUGCAAAGGAUUUACCAUUUUUUAAGUAGACUUUGUAUAUUUGAAUAAAUAUGUAAGCGUUUAUGUAUUUUUUUUACUCUGUAUAUGUAUAGAUGCAGCUUUAAGUAGAGGUGAAUCAGGAAUUAGUUUUCUCUUUCUUAAAGUAAUUUUAAGUAUGCUUGAAGUUGUUGUGUAUUUAAUUUAACCAGAUUUAUUUCUUAAUUUUGCUUUUCUGAAAAGUUAAGCUUGAUAAAAGAGAUACAAUGUUUUGU
This is a messenger RNA of Lepisosteus oculatus (spotted gar), 8403 nucleotides long. RefSeq names its product kinetochore scaffold 1 (gene knl1). Lineage: Eukaryota; Metazoa; Chordata; Actinopteri; Semionotiformes; Lepisosteidae. Gene Ontology annotation, biological process: attachment of spindle microtubules to kinetochore; cell division; protein localization to kinetochore. The record is from RefSeq and is a predicted model, not a curated record. Gene Ontology annotation, cellular component: nucleus.